Molecule: messenger RNA, 2087 nt
Organism: Carassius gibelio (silver crucian carp)
Lineage: Eukaryota; Metazoa; Chordata; Actinopteri; Cypriniformes; Cyprinidae
Product: platelet glycoprotein IX
Exons: 2
Coding region: 183-902 (239 amino acids)
Source: RefSeq, a predicted model, not a curated record
CUCACUGCUCAGUACAAACAUCAGAGGAAAGACAUUAUCAGACGUUUAUGGUUUACAGUGCCAGUGAUGCCUGAUUCAAGAAGCAUUUGCAAGAAAAAACACUUGUGGAUGUACUUCUCAGCCUAAAGCCAGGAUGAUUAUUACACAUAUUACACAGCUGCUUUCAAUCACAUGCUUUAAGGAUGCUCGUUAAUUCAGGGUUGACUCUUCUCUUGUGCUCAGUCUUUGCACAUGUUAGUUGCCAGUCCUGCGGGUGCAAGACUCUACCGUCCCGAGGUCUGAGGGUGGACUGCAGCUCGCAGGACCUGAGAAGCAUCCCUCAUCUUCCUGAAGAAACCACUGAACUCCUGCUGCAGAAUAACCUCCUGACCACCGUAACUCCAGGGCAUUUAGACCGGCUCCACCACCUGCAGCGGGUCAAUUUAUCCGGGAACCCCUUCCACUGCGACUGCAGCAUCCAGUACUUAAGACAAUGGCUACAGAGGAAUAAAGCUGUCUCUGUGAUGCCGGUGUGUGCCAGUCCUACAGAACUGGCCCAGAGGUCCAUCCAUGAGCUCACUGAUGCUGAUGUCACAUCCUGUGUCUCUGAUCACUGCUUUGAGUGGGUUUAUAAUGUCAUCCUAUGCGUCAUGCUUUGCUUUCUCAUUGGUCUGCUGCUGUGGUGCCUGCAGCUAGCAAGAAACUCUACGUUUAUUCUGGGAAUUGAUGAGAGACACCGGGGAUUUGAGGCAGAAUCUCUUCGAUCGCUCAAACCCAAACACCGAGUGAGGAUGAGGUGCAGUAUCGGGUCACUGAGCACAGGGACCGGUGACAUGGACAAGCCUUUACUCAACAUGGACAUCCUCCCUCAGAUACUGGACAUCCUGCACAAACAACACAACAUUAAGAUUAAAGUACCGUGAAGAACUGAACCGUGUUCUUACCUCUUUAAUUGUGUGUAAUAAUAUGCUUUCAUGAUAUGUAACAUGGAUGUGACUUGAUAUUAGGAAAUUAUAAAUCUUGCCAGAUACAUUUAUAUUUUGCUUUCUAAAUUGUAUUUUAGUUAUUAUAUUGUGUUAAGAAAUAAAUAAAUAAAUAAAUACAACAGUCAGUGAGGCAAGUGAGGCUUUCUUUGGGACACGGUGCUUCUCACCAGGGCCCACUUGUUAAAAAAGUUAGAUCCAGAUCAGAAUGCUCUAGAUUUGGAAAUCCCAGUUCUGCUAUAUUGGAUCAGGUAAUCUGUUUUACUUUUGUGCCAGUUUUUCAAAUGCAACACACUUCUUCUGAUUACCUAAUUCAGAUUUAAACCGAAAUAAAAAUGAAUAAAAACCAUAUACAUAUUAUAUAGUUUUUAAAACUAUAAAACUAAGACAUAUUAAAUAAUAAUAAUAAUCAAGUUUAACUUUAAAUUAAAACUUACAUUUAUAUUUUGUAAUUCAACUCAUUCAGCAUAUUAAUAAAAGCUCUAUUAAUCAAUGAUACUAAAAUAUGAAUAGAUGGGACAUAUCACAAUGUAGGCUACUCAAAAAAACAGGUACAAUACUCAGUGUUCACAUUAUAUGUUUUUAUUUUUAGAGACAGAAAACAGCAUAAUAAUAAAAAUAAGGAAAUAAAUAGAAACAGAUAUGCAAUCAAUAAUAAGGGGUGCAAUUAUUGGAAACUAUACUUGCUUUUUGAUAUUACACACUUUUUUUAAACCUUUCUUUUUUUUAAAGAGUUACUAGAGACUACGCUGGUUUCAGCUUCAGGUCUAGCUUCAUAUUCAGCUUCACUGCCAGCUUCAAACUGAGGAGGAUCACUUUAGAAACAAUUGCCUGCAAAUUAUUAUUUAUUUAUUUUUAAUCUGCAAGUUGUUAUGCAUGACUUAAAAAUGCACAAGACUUGUAUUAAACAUAAAGUUAAAUAUUAUUUUUAUAUGGUCUUUUAUUUGUUGCCUUCUGAAGUGGUUUGAGUGAUUGGACUGUAAUUCAUCUAUUUUAACCCUUUGAGCGGUGUGGUCCCACAUGUGGGAUUUUUAUUUCUGUGCCCCUGGUUGAUGACAUGGAAAGCAAGUGUGUGAAUAUUUUAAAUGAAAAAGGAAAAACUAAAUAAAAGCGAUUGAUCUGUCA